AUGAUCCGAGUGCGGAUCGGUUUUCACAAAGCUGCAGGCACGUAUUCAUUUCACGGCCAGAUAAACGUGCGUGUCAAAUCGUUUUCUUCUCACUUUUUCCCUUCUUCUCUUAUUCAAAAUUUAUUUAUUUCCUCCUCUCUUUCUUGUCUUCUCUUUCUUUUUUACUUCUUCAGUCCUUCUCUUUCUUUUUUUUUAAUACGUUUAUUUCUCUUUUCUUCCGUCAUUUCCGUCCCUUUAUUUAGAAAAAAUGUCGCUCACUUCUUUCUUUCUUCUUUUACUUCCAUUUAUAUAUUUUUUUUAAUUUGCUUGUAUCUUUUUCUCUUUAGUAUUUCGUUAAUUUCGCCUCUCUUUCUUUUUUCUUUCUUUCUUUAUUUCUUUCUUUCCUUUUUUCUUUCUUUCUUUAUUUCUUUCUUUCUUUCCUUUUUUUCUUUCUUUCAUUCUUUUUCCUUCAUUCGCUUUCUUUCUCUCUUUCUUUUUUUAUAUUUCUCCUCUUUCUGCAUUUGCUUCUUUUUUUUAGUGUCGGUAAUUUCGCCUCCAUUUUUUUCUUUCUUUCUUUCUUUCUUUCUUUCUUUCUUUCUAUUUCUUUCUAUUUCUUUCUUCCUUUCUUUAUUAUUUUCUUUCUUUCUUUCUUUCUUUCUUUCUUUCUUUCUUUGCAUUUUUUCUUUUUUAAAUUUGUUUUUUAAUUUUAUUUUCUUUCUUUUUUAUUCAUUGUCUGUUUUAAAUUUCUUUCCCUUGUCUUUCUUCCUUUCCCUCCCUUAA
Molecule: messenger RNA, 759 nt
Organism: Acanthosepion pharaonis
Lineage: Eukaryota; Metazoa; Mollusca; Cephalopoda; Sepiida; Sepiidae
Source: the annotation of a GenBank genome assembly